Molecule: messenger RNA, 841 nt
Organism: Cryptomeria japonica (Japanese cedar)
Lineage: Eukaryota; Viridiplantae; Streptophyta; Pinopsida; Cupressales; Cupressaceae
Product: wax ester synthase/diacylglycerol acyltransferase 11
Exons: 6
Coding region: 1-762 (253 amino acids)
Biological process (GO): triglyceride biosynthetic process
Cellular component (GO): plasma membrane
Molecular function (GO): long-chain-alcohol O-fatty-acyltransferase activity; diacylglycerol O-acyltransferase activity
Source: RefSeq, a predicted model, not a curated record
AUGACAUUGAUGGACGAUAGCAAGCUAGCCAUUCGAGGGCCUCCAGGGGUGGAGAUUCUGCCUAAAGUUAUGACCCAUCUCACCUUCCCCAUGGAAGACAUCACAAAGAUUAAGAAAUCCGUCGGCGGAACGGUAAACGAUGUGAUAAUGGGCGUAAUACUCUACGGUUUUCAACGAUAUCUGGAAACUACUCAUUCUCAUGGAGGAAACAGGAAGGAAAUGAAAAAGUCAAGAGUAACAGGGCUUGUUGCAAUCAAUACAAGAGUUCUGUCAGGAUUGAAGGAUAUAAAAGAGAUGAUGAAACCUGAAAGUGAAGCACCGUGGGGGAACCGCUUUGGACUGUUGCAUAUACCCAUUUCCACCGCUAAUGUGGAGAGUCCAUUGGAUUUCGUGCGAAGAGCCAAAAAAAUCAUAGAUCGGAAGAAAAUGUCACGUGAAGGGUUCAUUACAGGUCGACUACUCAGCUACCUGGGCCGAGAGGCGUCUGCUAAAUGCUUUUAUAAGACUAUGACAAAUGCAACAUUAACAGUAUCCAAUCUGACCGGCCCGAUGGAGAAGAUGGCACUGAAUGAAAUUCCGGUGAAGAACAUGUUUUUCUCGGUUUCCGGUUUGCCUCAGACCCUUCUGUUGACGAUGGUGAGCUACAUGGGAAAAUUAAGGUUGGAUGUGAUUGGCGUCAAAGGUUACGUAGAUUGUGAUAGUUUGGCCAAGUGUUUUGGCGAGUGCUUUGAAGAGAUCAAGGAGGCCUCCAAUGCAUUAUAGGCUAUCUAUGGCCUCCUCUGCGCAUUAAAAAUCUUCUAUUAUUCUAUUCCAUUUGUAUUUUAAUCUUUCGAAAAAAGAU